UUUCCUUUGCGUGAAAUUCCUCAAGUUUGUGUCUAUUGUUUGGAUAUUUGAACCGACGGUGACUGGAUAUCAGGCGUGUUAAUAAUCAACAACAUAAAGCAGCCCAGACAGGAUGUAAGUAAGUGCGCAGACUGAGACGAAAGAGAUUUGAACGGUUGUUGAGGACAUUUUUCCGCUUCUUUUGGCUGGCUGACGAAGAAGACAGAGGGAGUAAACUCCUGAUGGAAAGGAAAGGAAGGGGGAAGAUAACUAGGAGGAGUUGAGGAAGGAGCGGACUGUUAUGUGGCAAAACUCUCGACUACCUCUGUGACAACUCGAGCAGUAGAGCUGGUUUAUAUUGUGGAGAAAGUGAGAUGGAGGGAGAGAAGGAGAGACAGCGGCAGCAGCGAGAAGAGAAGGAGAGUAACGAGGCAGAAGAUGACAGGAGGAGUGAUGAUGACGCUGACAAUGAGGAGGAAGAGGAAGACGAUUCGGAGGGUGCUGCGCUGGUCUGGCAGGAAGGCUACGGUGAGGACAAUCUGGGCCUUCCCAUCAUGCACUGGGAGGCGCUGAGUCUGCGCAUCGCUGAGCUGGAGAAGCAGGAGGAGGAGAAUAAGGAGAAAAGGGCAAAGAGCGGAGUUUCUCUGGAGCGAGGCAGAGCUCCACUGAGCUGGAUGGAGGAGAGAGGGAGGAGAGCAGAGAGCUGGGAGGAUGGAGACGACGCCUGCAACAGCCAUGUGCUGGCACUCACCUCUCGCCUGCAGACGCAGAUGAAUCUUCAGCUGUGCUUCAUCAACAACAGUGAAAGUGAGGAAGAGGAGGAUGACAAGGAGAAGGAGAGCAGCAACACACGGAGAGGGACUGUUCAGGUCCUUAAGAAUCCUCAGCCUCCUGCCAAGCCAGAGAAACCAAAAUCCAGAGGCUUCAGGAACACUCUGAGGAACCUACGAGACCGACUGAGAACAGACCACAAAACACUGGCUGCAGCUCGCAGUGAUCCUGUAGUCCAGAGAAGACAUGUGGAGCGCAGCGAUUUACAGAACUUCAGUAUUAAGGAUCUGAAGGCUCUUUGUACGUCUCUCAGCCAGACCAUCCAAGACCUGAGCUCAGACCUGGUGAGUCGCCUUCAGGUCCGAGACCAGCUGAGGACGGAGCAGGACGCCAUGCUGCUGGAGGUCCAGGAUCUGACAUCGCUGUGAACCUGCUGAUUGUUCCUGACUGGAGUUCCCCUGCCGAGCAGUCAGGAGCGGUUAAUAUUACACAAACAUUUGAACAAGUGUUACAGCCUGUGAACAUUGUUGGGAAUCAGACAGUGCCACAGUGGCCUCCACAAACAUCUCAGUCAGCCCCUCUUGCUGUUGGUCUGACCAGCCAAUCACUGUGAAGAGUGUCACUCCCUGAAAGGACCAGGACAUUCAGAUGCCUAGUAUUUUUUUAUUGUUGUUGUUAUUGUCCGUGUUGUAUAUUUAUGAGGGGAAAUUUUGUCUCACUUAAGGACGGUGUCCACCAGCAGUGGCUUAAAACUUACAUGUGACAGGACCAGCUUUGUCCAGCAGGUGUGGUCACAAUGUCAGAGUGGUAGGGUACGGUUAGUAGCUGAAACUGAUUUGGACACAACAUCCAGACAGUGGAUGGUGGCCUCAAAGGAACACACUUACAUUUUUGGGGAAAUAUGCUUCUUGGCUGUCUUACACUGAGUCACAUUAUGAGGUCAGUACCGGUUUCUUCUCCUCUAGUCCACAGCAGAUUAAGGACUGGGUCAUGUUAAACCCAGUCUAGCAGUCAGACUGCAAGGGGGAAAAACUUGUCCUUACAGUGGAUAGCUCCCACCUUAACACACCAUCAUAAAAGCGUUUUUGCACAUGAAAAUGCAUCUGUACAGCAUGCAGAGUCACUCAGCCAAUCUUGAAGAUAUGAUGAAAGGAUGGUGAGUUUAAGAUUUGAUCGUAUAUCCCCUUUCCACCAAAGCAAACCUUGUUCUAGUUCUGGGCUUGUGCUAGUACUGGUCGCCGUUGGAUCAAGUUUUAAACCUUCUAUGAACCAGUGUUGCCAACUUAUAUUUAGCGACUUUUCAGACCCCUCUAGCGACUCUUUUUCAAAAAAAGCGACUAGCGACAAAUCUAGCGACUUUCUCUGAUGUUAUUGAAGACUUCUGGAGACUGUUGUGAGAGCACGUAUCAUUCUUAUUCUUCUCAACGGGCAGCGGAUGCUGCCGUGGGCUCCUCUCUCACCCCAAAUCACUCACAGACGGCCCAGUCCUCCCUCCCAGCAGCAGUCAGAGCAGGAGAUGUUAACCCCUCCACGUCCAGACUGCAAGUGAAUCGCGCAUGUGUGGAACCGCUGCUGGCUGAUCCCGACCUGGUUUACAGUCAGGGCGGGAUGUAAAUGUAAAAAAAAUUUUUGUCUAAUAUAAAUCAUUUGUUGUUCUAAACAUAUUCAGGGUGUUUUUUACUCAGUUUCUGUCUCUUCCACGACGUUAUACCUCUCUCCUACAGCAGCCAUUACAAUUACAUGCAUAUGGACAAUUAUGCAAAUUAGGCGAUGACAUCAUUUGGUGACUUCUAGUGACUUUUAGGACAGCCAGUAGCUACUUUUCUUACUGAGGAGUUGGCAACAGUGCUAUGAACCGCUCUGCUGCAAGCAACUUUAUUAGCGGGCUACUGAGCAAUAUCAUCACAUAAAUGAAUAUGGUGUAUACGUUUUCGCUUUCCCAGUAACACCAGCACCAGCUUCAAUCACAACAACAAUGGUGGGUUACAUAGUCUCAUUACAAGUUUUGCUUUUGGCUUUGCGAGCCUACAUUGGCAAAUGCAGUAUCUACGAUGUAGAUAGCAGACAACUUUAUAAGCAACAGCAAAAAUAACAACAAUGCUUUAAAGCUUCCACUUAUACAGUGUUAUCCUUUGUGAAACCAGAUGUUAAUAUUGUUGGUGAGCCAGUGGCAAUUUCAGAAAGUAACGUGCUAAAGUUUGCUUUUGUUGAUAAGGUUAGUGCCAUCUAGUGUAAAGAUUUAUAAAAACAUGAAGGACGCAUGGAAGUAUGUGGACAGUAAAAGUUUAAAAUGAACGUAUCGAUUUUUGAGGGAAUAUAAAUGAGCCUUUAGAGACUAGACAGUGGCUCCAAACUGGCCUUCGAACUGCCUUGGUGGAAAAGGGGUAAUAAUAAUAUUUUUAUUUGUUUACAUAGCCACUUUUUCUUGUUCUUGUCACUCACCUUAAACCAUCAGGGUUUUGUUGUUUCGGUGACCUCAUCAUUCACUACAUGAUGUGGACAAGAAAUAUGGAGAAAUGAUCUUGCAACUCCCUCAGACAGUCAUUAAUUUUGUAUGGACAAUAACCUUUAUGAAGAAAGAACAUCCCAUAAGUUUUGCUUUGGUUAAGGGGAAAGAAUUGCUCAUUUCAGGUUUUGGUGGCAAACCAGCAUAUUUCCCCAAACAUCUGAAUAUUCAUUGAAAGGAUUCAUCCAGUGUUAAUGGAAGUUUUUUCCAGAUUUUCCAGAUCAGUCUCUCUCCCUUAAAGGCACCCCGUGGUGUCUUUGACCACUAGUAGCACUAUGGAGCGAUGUUUUGGUCAGCAGGUCCCCAUGACAGUUUGAUGUUAUUCCAUUGAUUUCAGCCUGUACAAAAACAUUAGGACAAUAACUUAAAAGCAGAAAGUGGAAUAGCAUCAACAUUACAACAGAGAUACCAAUCUGUAAAAUGAGGGUUAUCUUUUUUCAUCUCUGGAGCUAUGCUUUAAUACAUUGUGUUUAGCAUCUUUUCUAAAGGCUUGAAACUGCAAUAUAAAAGGGACUCCUGUUAAGAAGCUGCUUAUAAUUGCCAACUGAACAAUCUGUUGUUUUCUACUUUGUCUCAAGUGUAGUUAUCUCCUCUGAUAAGAGAGAAAAUGUCUUCUGUUAUUCAUGUGUAUCUUUGGCCCUGUUUAUACCUGGUAUUAACACAUCUUUGCUGAUCUGAUCUCAAGUGGACAGCGCUAAAUACAAAUGUGAACAACCAGCAGGACACAUUGUGAUCCCAUCACUCAAACCACUUGCUGAGAUGGUCUGGGACGCAUUUAACCACAUUUUUUGUAUUGGAAAUGCUGAUGUGUCCUAUUGCAUCUCCAACAGGUGCCCUUUUUACACAGUGAUCGCGCUAUACGGCCAAAGUCCCUUCUUUUAUGCCUCCUUUGCAUUUUCACGCAGAAGCAAACAAUGACAGAAUCAUUCUGCUCCAGUAUGUGCUUUUAGACAGCAUGCCAGUAUCGCGGAAUCAAAAGAGGCAUGGCGGGAAUGCCAUGUAAGGGCCCAAACACACCAAACAAAUGUGGGAGAGCUAGCGUGUCUUGGCCAAAAAGUUGCUCAUGAACACACCAAACGUAAGGCCAACAAGCACAUAUGUUCUGCAACUGCAUGAGAGGACAUACCCCUCCACACCAGCAGACGGCAGUAGUCUGUAAUCAUCUUUCAAAAUGGAAACUGGAAUACCGUCCUGACGCUACUUAGCCAGUUAGCACUUUAAUAACACAAUCCAAUAUUGAAAGAACAGCAUAUUUACUGUGCGCCAGUGAACAAUAACACAAACCAUCAGGAAACAUUUCUGCUAAAGAGCUCAAUGGCUAAAGACAAAUAAUCUUAUCUUAUAAUAAGUCUGUUUUGACUUUACUCCCUCUUGACUUUAGCUCUUUGUUUACAAUUCUCAUGAUGGGCUCUGCUAUGCCAAUGCUGAAUCAGCAAGAAAAAAGGUUAGCCAGCGCCAGCAAGAGCAAACGGUGCUGGACACACCACACUGACGAGGGCAGUAAGGGUAAGGAGCUCCUGGACCUCAGUUUUUUUCCCAAUUUGCAGACACUUUUGGCCACUGAUCUUCUUUAAGGGAGCUGCUAACUGCUAUCAGCUACUUUUUAAUCUCCUGCCUUGGGUCACACGCACAACACAUCAUUAAAAUGUCAUACCUGUACCACCCAUGAUCCCGUCCUGUUUAUACAGACAUUGUUUUGGCUCUGUUACCACCACCGAUGCUGCCUUAGUUGGACGAAGUGUUGCGUGACCAUCUUAUGGUCUUGCCCUAGGGAAGGAGACGUGUUGGAUUCUGCUGACAGCUAUUUCUCCAACUGUACCAUCACAACCGCUAAUGCUAGCAAGAGUGUGGACAUUUUAACUGGUCUGACCUUCGAGUGUAAGUGACGUAGGCAGUAACACAUUCUGAAUACAAGCGGUCAGCUAGAUACAUCAUAGACAAAGGUGUGAGAGGGCUGUGUCUUGGCUGUCCACUUGUGUUUGGAUCACUGGAACUUUUUUUAUACCAGGUGUAAACAGGCACUUUAUUUGUAAGCCAUUUAGGUGGAGUUAGUAAAGAACUAUAUGUGAUCUUACAUACAAAAAAAUGAACACAUUUUUAUUUUCUUCACCAAAAUGCUUUUAGUUUUAUAUGUAAGAAAAAUAUUUUAAUCUUUUUAUUCAGGCAGUCAGUUUUGUGACAGUCUUGGCACACGAUUUUGAUUUUUGUGGUUAAACUCUACACAAAAAGAAUGUUUACCUGUUAAGAUUUCAGAAAUUCUGUAUCAUAUACAUUUUCACAGCUUCAUUAGACACAGUUGUUAAUGUUAUCUCUUAUUCAUGAAGUCACUGCCUUGCCAUCUUUUUGUUUGUACGCUGUUGGGCUACCAGCAGUAAAACUCAACACUUUAUGCACAAAUUGUAUGUCUGACAGUAAUAACCAUCCAACAGCUCAUUCCUGGGAAGCUGUUGGUGUAAGACCUCUUCCAAAAGUAUUGGGUUUCAUUCACAGUAAGAAAAACGACUAAUUUCACCCAGGUUUUUACCUGGCAGUUAUUAGAAACCAGCAAUUAUUUGAAUAUCAGCUUCCAACAUUAUGGACCAACUUGAAGGCAUUUUAAAGGGAUAGUUCAAAUGUUACGAAGUGGAGUUAUACGAGGUACCUAUCCAUUGUCAGUGUAUUAUAUACUGUGGAUGUUGGUUGGCGCACCCCCAGUUUGGGAAAGUGGCAGGAGUACCACCACAGAAGCUAAGCAAUGUACUGCUGUAGACGGGGGCAGCAACAACACAUAUUAUAGCCACCUAAAAAAAUCCAGAGCAGAUUAAGUGUAUGCUACAUUAAGAACAUUUUCGCCACUGCAUUAACUGCUUCAGUUACAUAUGUAUGCUCUCUUCAAAGCCACCAGACUCUAUUGACAAAACUAGUAAUAUUGGCUUGCUGAACAUGGGAGCUGCUGGUCUACUUCUGCUUCAAACUGUUUGUUUGUGUUAUUGUGUGACUUCGAUGAGUCCGAACUAACCACUUUAAAUGCCAAAGUCACACGAUAACACAAACUCUGGCUUUGAAGACAGCAAUAUUACGACCUCAGUUCCCCGGAAAUCACUGUCUGACAGAAAGGUAAAGCAUUGAAAAUACUCAUAGUAUAGUGCGCACUAAAACUGAUAUUGAUUUUUUUAGGUGGCUAAAAUACUUUUUGCUGCUGACCCCUCCACAGCAGUACAAUGCUUAUCUGCCAUGGCAAUACUCUAAUCUGCUUCUCCAAACUGGGGGUGUGCCAACCACCAUCUACUGUCGGUAAUACACUGACUAUGGAUAAGUACCCGAUACAGCCCCAUUUCAAAAAAUCUAAACUAUCUCUUAAGAUUUCCUAAGAGCAAGACAACCUAAGCACUGUUGGCACCCAGCAGCUGAUGGUCAAGUGUGUCGGCCUUAACAGUUGUGAGUGGACAUUACUCACCAUUAGAGACAGAAAUAAAUGAAUCUAAUGCCUGUCUCAGAGUAAGUCAGUGCUGACAUUGUCAUUAUUCAGUCAUGACCACAGUCUUUCCCUAAUCAUACAGGUGAAUUCCUUAAUGUUGUUACUGCACCCAGUGAAUAACAUUAUGUUGAUUUGAAUGAGUUAAGAUACACAUUCAAGAAUGGGAUCCUGUUGAACUCAUUCAACUUGUUUUAUUUACUGUAAAGAAAUCUUAAUCAACAGAAGAACAUGAAUCAUUUAGAUUUAGUUGUUGUCUUGUAUUAAUCUGUGUAUUGAAAAAAAUCAAUUGAGUUGAGAUUGAUUGCACACUCCAAUACUGUGUUUUUUAAAUUUUGGUGGUGGUUCGACCAUUUUGUUUACAUUGAUAACAGAUUGUGCCUUUGAAUUAAAUAAAGUAUUAGUCCAGUCAG
Messenger RNA from Epinephelus fuscoguttatus (brown-marbled grouper), 7123 nucleotides. Its product is annotated as schwannomin-interacting protein 1. The transcript has 7 exons. Bases 354 to 1178 code for a protein of 274 amino acids. Gene Ontology annotation, biological process: positive regulation of hippo signaling. The record is from RefSeq and is a predicted model, not a curated record. Lineage: Eukaryota; Metazoa; Chordata; Actinopteri; Perciformes; Serranidae. Gene Ontology annotation, cellular component: cell junction; plasma membrane.